Molecule: messenger RNA, 2442 nt
Organism: Cladophialophora immunda
Lineage: Eukaryota; Fungi; Ascomycota; Eurotiomycetes; Chaetothyriales; Herpotrichiellaceae
Exons: 1
Coding region: 95-2068 (657 amino acids)
Biological process (GO): SRP-dependent cotranslational protein targeting to membrane
Cellular component (GO): signal recognition particle receptor complex; endoplasmic reticulum membrane
Molecular function (GO): ATP hydrolysis activity; GTP binding; GTPase activity
Source: RefSeq, a predicted model, not a curated record
CGCUUCCCUGCCGAUCUCAUUUGCGCCUCUUGUCUUCUUUCCUUGCUCGCCUGCAGCGUCUGCCCUCCCAAGGGAGCCAGCCUUCUCUCGCAAAAUGUUGGACGCCUUUGAGAUCUUGACGACCUCUGGCGUCGUCUUGUGGUCGAGGUCCUCCUCCAAAAUCGGCGCAGCCGCAGUCAACAGUUUGAUCAACGAUGUCUUCAUCGAAGAGAAAGUCCGCCCGACCGCAACCAGCUCAAACAAUCCCACGUACAGACACGACAAGUACACCUUGAAAUAUACACUGGUCAAGGAUCUGGGUCUGAUCUUCGUGGCCGUCUAUCAGUCUCUCCUUCACCUUACCUGGGUCGACAAGUUGCUCGAUGACAUCCGUACAAUCUUUGUCGAAGUCUACAGAGGUCAGCUGGAAGAACUCGACUACGCUGCUCUGAAAUAUCCCUUCGAUCCGUUCUUCGAUGAAGAGAUGCGCCGAUUGGAUGAAAGCACCGGCGGGGCCAUCACCAGGGAGCCGAGUCACGUUGAACUGCCGCUGGAAGAGAAGAAAACAAGCGCUGAAGGCGGGGACACUGGAGGACCACCACCGCCGGACGCACCGCAGCAGAUUAAGGCACAGCCUUUGGCUGUGCCAGGGAUCAGCGAGGAUUCUCUCCAGAAUACCCCUGUCCACUCACCCGAUACUUCUCGUCCGACGACUCCUUUGCCAGGCGUUGCGCCGCAUUUGUUGACGGAGAAUGGCAGGCCACAGAGUCGUGGCUCUCGUAGAGCAAGAAAGGCUGCUCACGCCGCUGCUUCUGCAAAUGUUUCUAGCGGAGACGAAGCCAGAAAGCACAAACCCGUCAAAACCAGCGCGAAGAAGGGCCGAGUUUGGGGGCCAGAUGGUAUUGCCGAUGUGGAAGAUGAUGUGAGACUCGACUACUCUGCUGGCGAUGUUGGCAACAAUGGAGAGACUGGGAUGCGGUCUCCGCCACCGGAAACCAUUUCACAAGAGAGCUGGGGAACGAAGAACAAGCAAGGCCAGUUUGUCCUUAAAGAUCUAGGCGAUGAAGUGAACCACAUCCUCAAAUCGGCAGACGCCAACAAAGGCGAGAUCAACGGGACUGGAAAAUCGACCUUUGGUGCAAUUUCAGGGUACUUCAGGAACAUUGUAGGCGGAAAGACGUUGACGAAAGAAGACCUUGAGAAACCUCUGAAGUCGAUGGAGGAACAUCUGAUCAAUAAGAACGUCGCUCGUGAUGCAGCUAUUCGAUUGUGUCAGGGGGUGGAGGCUGAAAUGGUCGGCAAGAAGACAGGAGCAUUCGAAUCAAUCGACGCAGCAUUGCGCCCAGCCCUAGAAAAUUCACUCAGAAAGAUUCUCACGCCAAGGUCAUCACUAGACCUCCUCCAACAAAUCGAGACCGUUGCGAAUCCAACCGGGGCAAAAGCGCAACCCCGUCCGUUCGUCAUCACCAUCCUGGGUGUGAACGGGGUUGGGAAGUCCACCAACCUAUCAAAACUCUGCUACUUCCUCCUGCAAAACAACUAUCGCGUCUUGAUCGCUGCAGGCGAUACAUUUAGGUCUGGUGCUGUGGAACAAUUGAACGUCCACGUGCGGAAUUUAAGGGAGCUCACCGCUCGUGAAGGACUCGGUGCAGUCAGCAUCUACGAACGAGGCUACGGCAAAGAUGCAGCCAACGUCGCCAGAGAUGCGGUAACCUUUGCAAAAGAGAACGACUAUCAAGUCGUGCUUAUUGACACGGCCGGACGAGCCCAUACCAACACACAACUCAUGGCCGCACUGGAGAAACUCGUCGACUUUGCGAAACCUGACUUGAUCCUUCAAGUCGCAGAGGCACUGGUAGGCAAUGAUUCGGUAGGCCAGGCGCAGAAUUUCACGAGAGCACUGGGUAAGAACCGUAAGCUCGAUGGAUUCAUUGUCUCGAAGGUUGACACGGUCGGAUCUGGAAUCGGGACUAUGAUCAGUCUCGUUCAUGCCACUUCGGUGCCAGUGCAAUUCAUUGGCGUCGGUCAGCAUUACGGCGAUCUGCGCCAGUUGUCAGUUCCUUGGGCGGUGAAUAUGUUGAUGAACUAAAUUCGGCCAUGACGGAGAUGACUGACGAAUGAAACGGUCCCUCUCCGACCGACACGAGAAACGGUAAACAAAGCUGAUGGAGAUGUGAGUCUUGCGCUGCUGCAGAUGCUGGGUGGCCAUGUGAGAGAACCGGAGCGAAGAAGCAGCCCUACCCUGGAUUCGAGGUAGGCCUUGACGAUCAGAUCAGCUUUAAGGGGCCAUUCAGAAGUGCCAUGCCAAGGGAAACGGACAGGAGACGGUAUGGUGUCUCGCUGAUCCUGCAGAUAGAUAAAAUCGAACCAACAAAAAUCGAUGGGAAACCGGUUCCCCUCCACGUUCUUGAAACUGCAUUCAUCCUUGGUCGGUCAUGUUUCUGUGAAGUUUCCGGAAACAAA